Molecule: messenger RNA, 3421 nt
Organism: Trichomycterus rosablanca
Lineage: Eukaryota; Metazoa; Chordata; Actinopteri; Siluriformes; Trichomycteridae
Gene: mri1
Product: methylthioribose-1-phosphate isomerase 1
Exons: 6
Coding region: 149-1210 (353 amino acids)
Molecular function (GO): S-methyl-5-thioribose-1-phosphate isomerase activity
Source: RefSeq, a predicted model, not a curated record
CGCGCUUGACUGGUGUUCUCGGACGCGCGCGUUGUUCGGUCUGGCUCGUUCGCGCCGCAUCAGUUCCGAUCCGUCCGGCCGCAGAUCAGAUCAGAUCAGACGCACCAGCGCGGGUUCGAGUCGAGUCCAGGUCCGAAGCGGGGGGGCUAUGACGCUGGAAGCGAUCCGGUACCGGACCGGGUCUCUGCAGAUCCUCAACCAGCUGCUGCUGCCGCGCCACACGGUGUACGAGGAGAUCCAGUCGGUGCAGGACGGCUACGACGCCAUCAAGAGCAUGAAGGUGCGCGGGGCCCCCGCCAUCGCCAUCGUGGGCUGCCUGAGCCUGGCGGUGGAGCUGAGGGCGGGCGCCGGGGGCGACGACCCCGUGCCCUUCAUCAGGGAGUCGCUGUGCCACCUGACCUCGGCGCGACCCACCGCCGUCAACAUGGGCCGGGCGGCGCGGGAGCUGAUGGAGUUCACCGAGAACGAGAGCAUGGAGAAGAGCGGCGACCAGCUCAAGGAGAGCGUGGUGGGCAUGAUCGAGGAGAUGCUGGAGCGGGACGUGAACGACAACAGGAAGAUCGGGAACUACGGCGCCCAGCACAUCCUGUCCGGCGUGCCCAGGGAUUCCGUCACCAUCCUCACGCACUGCAACACGGGCAGCCUGGCGACCGCUGGAUACGGCACCGCCCUCGGUGUGGUGCGCUCGCUGCACGCCCUGGGCCGCCUGAAACGCGUCUACUGUACGGAGACGAGGCCGUACAACCAGGGCGCCCGGCUGACGGCGUACGAGGCGGUGGCCGAGGGCUUCCCCGCCACGCUCAUCACCGACAGCAUGGCGGCGCUCGCCAUGAAGGAGAAGGGCAUCAGCGCCGUGGUGGUCGGGGCAGACCGGGUGGUCGCCAACGGUGACACGGCCAACAAAGUGGGCACGUACCAGCUGGCCAUCGCCGCCAAGCACCACGGCAUCCCGUUCUACGUGGCGGCGCCCAGCACCUCGUGCGACCUGAGUCUGGAGAGCGGGCGGGACAUCGUCAUAGAGGAGCGGCCGGCCGAGGAGCUCACCAACGUCAACGGGGUCCAGGUGGCAGCUGCAGGUAUCGACGUGUGGAACCCAGCCUUCGACGUCACCCCUCACCAGCUGAUAACGGGCGGGAUCAUCACCGAGCUCGGCGUCUUCUUACCGUCCGAGCUUCAGGCCGCCCUGACCGGUCGUCUCACUGCACUGUGAGGGCCACGUCGACCCCCAACACACACACACACACACACACACACAGAGCCACCCUCCUUCACGUGUAGUGAAGUGGAAUUACACACAGGGACGAUUCUGCACACACACACACACACACACACUGGUCUGUUUCAUUUAGGGAAAUGUCUUGUUUUACACCCCCACCACCGAGCGGUAAAUCGGGUUCUGUACUCGCACUAUGGAAGUACGUCUGUGGGAUGUGAUGGCAGUGAUGGUGGCUGGUGCUAUAGAGCUCCGUGUUACGCUGUACCUCACUACAUUUCCCAGAAUCCUCUGUUCUUACUGUGUGCAAAUGCUUUUUCGAGUGUGGAUUGUGGAAAUGCGUCCGUCAUCUUUUAAAAUACACACACACACACACACACAUUUGUACACGGCUUUUACUCACAGUAACGAGGGACGAAUGUGCGAUUCACAGUAGAAUGUCGAACCAGUUUUAGCCUGUUCAGUAUUUAGCUGCUUAAUGAGGAAAAUGAGCAAAAUAAAACGACAUUAUUUGUUCAGCCUGAACAAACUAAAACACUGAAAUAUUCAAACUAUAAAAUGAGCAAAACCAUUUCAAGCUUAGUAUACAUACAUUACAUGUCAUUCAGCGUCCUGAGCGCUAGCGAAGCACGUUUCCUAAACGAUUUAAAGCUCUGUUAGCCAAUGUGGUGUUUAAUCUGAGCUGGUACGCUAUUUUUCCUGAAUAAACGUCUGUUCAGAGCUUAAAACACCGAGUUUCUCUGUUUAAUGUUUCAUUUUAUUCACAAUUAAAGUCAGAAUUCGUCAAGCUGAUGGCAAAUGAUGGCUAGCAAUUUAGCCACAGUAGUAAACAGAUCCUGCUCUGCUAAUGGAGUAGCUUCUUGCUAAAAAGAGAUGUAGCAUUUAAUCAGUCUUAUUAUUAUUUGAUUAGUGUAAAUAUUUAUCAUAUCAUCUACAGCAAGUUUAUUAAAAAAAAGACGUAUUAAAUCUACUAAUUGUUACUUGUUUUGUUUUGUUUGUAUUUGGAUUUGAUUAGCAUGUGUGUGCUAACAUGUUUGUGUACAAAUACAAGGUGGUGGAGGGGCUUGACCUAACAGCAUUCUGAUUACUAGUUCAGUGUCUUAAUCUUAGUCCUAAAAUACUAAAAAAUGAAAUGAUAUUAUAAUAAUAAUGAUAAUAAAAACACCAAAACGAACACGAAUGCUUUAUAUGCUUAUAGAGAACCGAACUGUAUAAAGAACUAGUCGGUACUUCAGUUCCUUAAUUCGUUUAAGUCCUAGUUUGUCAUUUUAGUUUUUAAUGUACUUAGAUUUUUAUUAUUUUUUGUUUUGUUUUUGUAUAAGAAUCGCUGUACAUAAAUCUGUAUCUGUUCUGUAGGUUCACUAGAUCUACUGUAUAGAUCAGUGUUUUUCGGCUGGGUCGCGUCCCAAACUAACUUGAAUUAAGACAAAUAUGCCGAUUCUAAGACAUUUCCUUUUGAAUUUAAUAAAAAAUACAUAAAUGAAGCUGAAUACUUAUAAAUAAUGAGGUGUUUUUGGAAAUACGAAGUGCGUAUGCAUAUGAGUUUGGUUAUAAUCCUGAUACAUCGGGUGUCCCUAAAGUCUGGACAUGAAAGCAAAAUGUGUAUUUUUUUAAUAAUAGAAUAUUAAUCAAUAUCAUAUUCAAUGUGUUUUCCACUAUUUGUCGUGCAAUAUGUAUGUGUGUGUGUGUAUUUGAGUAAACAUACUAUGUUUCCUACGUGUCCAGACUUCUUUAUGGACACCCUGUGAUUGUGCAGUAUUGAAGGAAAAGCACUGAUCUACAGUAUACUUCAUCCAUGUCCACUAUCCUUUGGCUGUGCUGUUUUAACACGUAUUUAUAAUCUAUAUGCUGUAUCUGUAUAUCGAUGGCUUGUGUUUGUCAGUAAUGAUGUUUAAAAGUCGUGGGAAGGCCUCCUUCGUGCACACCAAGAGUUCCCAAAUGUCAAUAAUCAAUCAAUCAGUCAAACAAUCAUGCCAUAUAUUGUGAUAUGUACCAUGUACGAUAUUCUAAGCCGUGUACCUUCAUGCUUUCCAUUCUCACUUAUUAUAAAUAGCUAGAUUUCAGUUUUGUAUAAUCUGGGGGAGGGGGGGUUAACACGAGUGGAUUUUUAUACACGCGUAUAUGAAAAUAAUAGAAUACACAGCGUUCAUGGAUGAUGAAUGAUGAUGUCUCUUUCACAAUCGGUACAAUAAACGAGCAAUGCAUUUA